This is a messenger RNA of Knipowitschia caucasica, 261 nucleotides long. Lineage: Eukaryota; Metazoa; Chordata; Actinopteri; Gobiiformes; Gobiidae. The record is from the annotation of a GenBank genome assembly.
AUGGGCGGGGCUGCUCUGGCCUCAGCUCUGAAUCCCGCCUCCUCUCAUCCAAGCAUCGCCCCCUCCCAUCUGAGAGAGUUAGACCUGAGCUACAAUAAUCCAGGCGGUUCAUCAGAGCUGCUGAAGGCUCUACAGGACGACCCACACUGCCCGCUGCAGGAGCUCAGGUUGGACCCUGCAGGAGAACAGUGGAUGGUUCCAGGUUUGAGGAAGUAUUCCUGUCAGAGGUCACAGCAGAAGUCUGGCAGCAGACAAAUCUGA